Aedes aegypti (yellow fever mosquito) is the source of this 3066-nucleotide messenger RNA. RefSeq names its product desumoylating isopeptidase 2. Gene Ontology annotation, molecular function: deubiquitinase activity. The record is from RefSeq and is a predicted model, not a curated record. The coding region runs from base 893 to 1504 and encodes 203 amino acids. The transcript has 6 exons. Gene Ontology annotation, biological process: protein deubiquitination. NCBI's taxonomy places the organism in Eukaryota, Metazoa, Arthropoda, Insecta, Diptera, Culicidae.
CGCAUCGCAGUGUGCGAAGAAAAAGAAAACGAAGUCGAAGGAGGAGAUAAAUUUUUGUGUGUCGAAAAUUUUUACCCAGCCAAUGUCGACAGAUUUUUAGUUUUUAAGCAUUUUAAUCGUGUCCACAAGUACCUAAGAAUCUCGCCCUUGACCAGAGACAAGUUCGUUACAUGUGAAGCAACAAAAGGCAGUAAUGAUCCAGCAGCAGAAACUCCGAAAAAUCAGCAAUAUCUAGUAGUUAGCGAGAACACAUCAUCCAGUCUUCAUUAGUUUUUUUUUCUUCGUACGACGAGAAAAAAAAACCCCUCAGGGGAUACCAUCCAAGCAACCACAAUUUGCGACGAUCAGAAGAGGACUCCUCCCCCACAAUCCUAGUAGGCACCGAAGGCGAGAUCCGUAGGCAAUUUGGAUACCCACAACACUUCCUGCGUUGAGCAAUAAGCUUUGUUUUGAAAAUCUUGGUGAUUGCGCGAGAGGAAAACAAGGAGGAAAGAUUCGAUCCACCACCACAACCCCUGCCAUUCUUGCCACCUUCUUCUGCCUAGCCUCCAUUAAACACAUAUAUACCAAGCUAGAACAAUCAUCCAGUUGAUCGUAUUGUUCCGUCCCCCACAUACAACUCCAUCCCUUAGGACGUACCCCCCCUCAUUCAUCGGUCAUCUUCUGGUCAGCAUACACUUCCCAAGGAUCGCCAUCAUCGAUUCAGACUUGCUCAUUCGCGUCGCAUAGCUCACCAUCAUCAAGUGUGACUCAUUUCGAUUCAUACCUCCCCAUACGAUUCACCCGAAUCAUUGAGCACACAUACACCUGAAGCAACUGUUGUUGUUAACUCUGGGCCCGACCCGCUAAAACUUUGUUGCUGCUUCGUUUCGCGUUGCCGCUGGAUGUUGUGAUGUUCUCGAACGGGCUUCCCUGCAAUCUGCCCUUUCCCAGCUGUCUCGGGGUGCCAAAGGAUAGCGGAAGCGACGAACUGCUGCCGACAGCGAUGGGGAGCCGCGAACCGGUCAUACUCAACGUGUACGAUAUGUACUGGAUCAACGAGUAUACAACCUCAAUCGGACUAGGCGUGUUCCACUCGGGUGUGGAAAUUUUCGGAACCGAGUUCGCCUACGGAGGGCACCCUUUCCCAUUCACCGGCGUGUUCGAAAUAUCCCCUCGCGAUCACGACGAACUUGGUGAGCAGUUUCGAUUCCGGCAGAGUAUUCAAAUCGGUUGUACAGACUUCACCGAAGAGGAAGUCCGUCGGAUUGUGGAAGAGCUAGGUAACCAAUUUCGGGGCGAUCGGUACCAUUUGAUGAACAACAACUGUAACCAUUUUUCCGGAGCCGUCACACAGAUUCUCUGCGGACAGGAAAUUCCAAGUUGGGUAAAUCGACUGGCCCACUUUAGCUCCUGUGUACCUUUCCUGCAACGUUGUUUACCGAAAGAGUGGUUGACUCCCAAUGCCUUACAACAAUCGAUAACAGCCAUACAGGAUCGUGACUCGGAUGCCAGUCCAUUUUGAGAAUAGCUCCUAGAUAGUGUCCGAAUUUCGGAAGCGGUUACACAGAGUUUUGCCACUCAAGGAAGGAACACAGGCAGCAACGCUCGCACCAACAAAUAACGAAUAAAGAUUUCAACACUGUUUCUGGUCCAGCGGUCGGCAAAACUCGCGAUGACACAAUAUACGCACGUGUGGUCUGAAUGAGUGUUCUCAACCUCUCAUUUUUUGGUAUCCCGCCAUCUGAAGAUGUUAUUUAUGAUAUUUGUUUUUUGUUUUAACUUGUCGGUUUCCUCUUAUUGUAUUUUUCAAUAAACCAAAUCAACUUUUGGGGCUAAAUGCCAUCAUCCAAUUGUGACCGUUAGGUUAGGUACGUGUGUUUAAAAAUUUCUCUGAAACAAUCGCUUCUCCAUAAAAUCCACUCUUUUUUAGAAACAGUAUUUUAAAAUAUUUUACAAAUAUUGGCUUUUCAAAAUUAUUUUCUAUGAAAUGAUAUUACACUAACUGGACUUCUAAAAAACAAUGAAAAUAAACAAAGAUGUAAUAUAUAACUUAAAUCUAGAUGGUCAUGGAGAAGAAAAGUAUUCGUUUCAAAUUGAACUUAAAAAUAAAGAAUAGAUUGUAAGCGACGAAAAGAAGUAUGUAAUAAUACAAUGCCUAUUAACGAAGAGAAGCAUGAUGAACACAGUCUAUAUUGAGGUGAUCGUAAAAAAUCGAUUGAAACCCAAAAGAUUUAAACACUGUUUGAACGGCAACUAAUACUAUUGAAUCUAACUGAACAUAGCAAAGGAAACUGAGAUGCACUAGAGUAGAAGGAAUUAACCAAUUCGAAAAGAACAAAAAACUCAUUAGUGUAUGUUAAAUUGAACAAAGAUCUAUAAGUACAGGAGAAUUUAUUUAGGGUGCUCGACCAUCCAACGUUGAAGUUUGACGAAGAUGACAAUGAAUGGCGACAAAACGAAGUUAAAACUCAGAAUCCUCCACUGGUAGGGGGAACAAUGGACGUACCAACAAUAUCACCAAGCAAAACACACAAGUAUUUAUUUCCGAUAGAUAUGACGCGAGUGUUUAAGUUUGUAUGGUCGUUCUGAUCGAUCGAUAGCUAUGGUUAUAGUGUAGUCAAAUUGCGUGGAUUGUUUGGAAGUAAGAUGUUUAGGGGAAAGAUCAAAAAUUGUUUCGAUAAGUAAGUUGAUUUUAGAUUACAUAUACACCUUUUUUUGUAAAUUAGGAUUUUUUGUAUAGCGUUUCCAUUAUCCUACUUGCCCGAUUUUUGUCGUAACAGUGAUAUAUGAUCUACUUUUAAUAAAAUAAACCCCAACACAGUGAUUAUUUUCGUGACACAACUGGUUUGAAAACAAGCCGAACAGGCUAAGAAAUAUAGAAAAAUGCAGCAUGAUAACAUCCAAUAGUAUUCGAUAAGACUAUAACACAUUAUUUAAAAGAAGAUAAACAGGUUGACACACGAAAGAAUGACAACACGUUUUUGUAUACAAGUUAAAAUCACCCCAAACAGACAGAAAGAACAAAAAAAAAACAAAUCAAUGCCAUUUUUCCUCCAACUUGAGUUUUUACUACUGAACAAAAAA